UCAAUCCAGACCCUAAAACCUCAGGCUCACUCUCUCUCUAGCUCGCUCUCCGGCGGUUCCGCCGAAUUGUUUCAGCAUUCCCUCCGGCUUCAAUCAAUGGCCGAGAAUCUAAUCGUUCUCUCCGACGAAGACGCCGACUAUCCGAGUACUCCAAUUUCAUCCCGCCCCAAGAGGCUCCGCGCCACUCGAGCGGAGCUCGGGCUCGACCCAGCUCCUACCAUCUUCCUCAUGGACGAUGAUCCUUCUCCGUUAAAGCCGACGCCGAGUUCCUCAUAUGCUGCCACUGUUGUCCCAGAAACUCCGAUGUCUGAUGUGGCCGCCGCUGGCAGAUGCACGGUGGGCCUUUCGGCUCCCGAAAUUAGGGUUCCUGAUUUCGGCAGUAAGACUUGUGGAAAUGGCGGAGUGACGCGCUUGGAGCCAAAACGUUUCGAGUCGGUAGGUUGCUCUGGAAUUGGAAAUUGGUGGGAGAGUGAGACUGUGCAAAUUGACGAUGACGAUGAGGCCGUAUGGAGGGCUAGGUUCUCUGCAUCUGUUUAUUCUCUU
This is a messenger RNA of Linum tenue, 543 nucleotides long. The record is from the annotation of a GenBank genome assembly. Lineage: Eukaryota; Viridiplantae; Streptophyta; Magnoliopsida; Malpighiales; Linaceae.